Cladophialophora carrionii CBS 160.54 is the source of this 4350-nucleotide messenger RNA. RefSeq lists its product as uncharacterized. Gene Ontology annotation, cellular component: membrane; fungal-type vacuole. The transcript has a single exon. Bases 1 to 4350 code for a protein of 1449 amino acids. NCBI's taxonomy places the organism in Eukaryota, Fungi, Ascomycota, Eurotiomycetes, Chaetothyriales, Herpotrichiellaceae. The record is from RefSeq and is a predicted model, not a curated record. Gene Ontology annotation, biological process: transmembrane transport. Gene Ontology annotation, molecular function: ATP binding; ABC-type peptide transporter activity; ATP hydrolysis activity.
AUGGCGGCGAAACCCAACAUCGGCAACUCGAGAAUUCGACUACCGUGGCCAAGACCGUUCAUCGAGGAGCCUGUCGGGUGUCUGGAGAUUGAAUCCAAGGAAUCCUCACCACGGUGGCACUCACUCUGUCUCAUUAUUCUCUCCGCUAGCGGCUUAGUGGCACAAAUUCUGGUGGCACUGUCUGUUACAUGGGCGUCUACUACCAGCGCCCUCUGGGCUCUUGCCGUGGUGUAUGUAAUAGCAUGUCGACCAAGGACUGCCUCAAUCCUGCUUUUCGUGGAUCUCGUCGGCAUUCUCAUUGCUGGGGCAUGUCUCCUCGCCGCGGUCUUCUACCACAACUUGAACGGCAGGAAUGCAGUCCUUACUUUCGCGAGCACUGCUCUGGCGGCCAUUGCAAUCGCCGUGGUCGUCAAUAUGCCUCUCCGGGACCCAUCGUUGAGUCGAGCCGCGAUCAGCCGCCCCUUCAAUGCUCCUUCGAGUGCCUUUCGGUCUCCCGAAGACAACUUGACGCUUCUGCAAUGGAUGACAGUCUCCUGGAUUGGACCCCUGCUCAGGGUGGGCAACAGGCGCCAACUCAACGAUGAAGAUGUGUGGCUUCUCCCGUAUGAAUUUCAGCACCGCCAGCUUCAUGAUACCUUCCGCGAGCUCAGAGGAAGUGUUGUUACACGGUUACUGAAAGCUAACUGGAUCGACUUGGUCCUGCUCACAAUCCUGGCAAUCAUCGAGCUCGCUGCGAACUAUUCCGCGCCUGUCAUUCUACAGAAGCUCCUGCAGGCCAUGGAGAGCAUCGAUAUCGAGAAGCGUUCCGCAAUCCAAUGGGCAUUGCUCAUCCUCGCUGUGCGACUGGUUGCAGCGCAGAGCGCAGUUUUUAGUUUGUGGUUUGGAAGAAGGUGCUAUGAGCGUUCUCGGGGCGAAAUGAUUACGAUGUUGUAUGAAAAGACGUUGAAUCGGAAGAUAUUAGGAGGGAUUCCCCAGCAAGCUGAGAUUAACUUCGGGCCAGAGGAAGAAAACCCCCUUGGUGCAUCUGAGGCAGAGGAGACAGGCGCCCUCCCGGAAACCGAACAGCUUCUUCCCCAGCACGCGCGGCGACCGAAGAGUGUUGCCAGUCGAACACAAGAAAGGUUUCACAAGGUGAAGGCGUUCUUUGUGCUCAAGAGGCGGGCGGAAGUUGAGAGGAAAACGCCCGCCUCGAUGGGGAAGAUCCUGAAUCUGUUUCGAAACGACGCUUACGAAGUUGCUCAACGCUUCUGGGAGUUUCAGACGCUUAUCAACAAGCCUCUCGGUCUGGUGCUCUCAGUCGUCCUCAUCUGGCAACUGCUCGGAUGGCCAUCCUUUGUUGGAGUUGCCGUUGUCAUAGUUGCUCAAUUCUUGAACUACCUUCUUGCCCGAGUCCUUCUCAGAUGGGAGAAGGAACGCCGGAAAGUCACAGACAUCAAGCUGCAAAAGAUCACCCAGUAUGUCGAGGCCAUCAGACAUUUGCGAUGGUACGGGUGGCAUUUCGCAUGGCUUGAUGGCGUCAUGACGGCGCGGCAGAAGGAGCUCAACUUGAGGAUCAUUACCUUUCUUUUGAAUACGACGAUCAAGACCUUGAACUCAUUUGCAAACGGCAUACUUCCAGUCGCCACCUUCUACGCUUACACUGUCGUCGCGGGACGGCAGCUGCGGAUCGAUAUCGCCUUUCCGGCAUUGCAGCUCUUCUCGCUAUUGCAGACCAAUAUCCGCGAACUUCCAAAUCUCAUCACAGUCUUGUUGAAUGCCUCCGUCGCAGUUGGCCGCAUCUCAGAUUUCAUUGCAGAACCGGACAAGGCCGAUGAGGCAGAAUCCAAUCAGUCACCCAGUGAGCAUGAUCGCCUGGAGCUGGAAAAUGCCUCCUUCUCGUGGCCUGGUCUUUCCGGCACGGUGCUCUGCAAUCUCAACCUCUCUUUUCCGCGCGGUUUGACCAUUGUCUUCGGUGAAGUCGCGGCGGGUAAGACCGCUCUGCUGCAUGCUCUUCUUGGCGAACUGGAUUUGCGCGAAGGGCGUCUGUACAAGCCGCAAGCCGCCAUUGGUUAUUGUGCCCAGACUCCUUGGCUUCAAAGCAUGAGUAUCCGAGAGAAUAUCCUCUUCAACUCGCCAUACGAGGAAUCCCGGUAUAAGAAGACGCUCGAAGCUUGCGCUCUUCUUCCAGACCUAGCCAACUUCAAGCAUGGGGAUUUGUCCGAGACCGGCGAAAACGGCAUCGGCUUGUCGGGAGGACAAAAAGCGAGAGUGGCUCUCGCCCGAGCGGUCUACAGCCGAACGCAGGUUCUCCUUCUCGACGACCCUUUGAGUGCUCUGGAUCAACAAACGGCCGAAUGGAUUGUCACAAAGUGUUUGUGUGGUAGCCUGAUGGAAAAUCGCAUUGUAGUCCUGGUCACACACCGGACUGACCUUUGCCAGCAUCUGGCGUCACAGCUCAUUGAGCUCUCGAACGGCACAGCUGUGCUGCAUCGAAGUGAUGCGGACCUCUCCAAGGUAACGUCAGCCACCGCAGUGGACGACGAGCUCGUCGCGGAUAACAGCAAAGACAUCGACGAAUCAGCACCGGUUCCUGAUAAGUUUGUCGAAGACGAAUACCGAGCUCACGGUGGGGUACAACUCCAGGUGUACUGGCAGUACAUCAAGGCCGGGACCAUAAGGUGGUGGUUGAUGGUUGUUUUGAUAGCGGCGGUUUGUCGCGCAGCGCAUGUCGCAGAGAACUGGUUCUUGAAGGAAUGGGGAGAGGCAUACAACAAAGGCAAGGCUCAAGUUUUGACCCUUCAGAUCUUGGAAGCAGACAUCCAACCUUUGCAGAGCCCCACCUCCGGUCUCUUUGACAAGUUCCCCGACCCGGCCAUCAACGUUCGGCCAUGGCUUCUCGGAUUCCUCGUCAUUGUAGCCUGGGAGACCGUGGGAUUGGUUGCGUCGCAAAUAUCAAUGUUGGUGGUCACGUACUCUGCGGCUCAGCGGAUGUUCCAGGUAAUAAUGGAGCGUAUCAGCAAUGCGACCUUCCAGUUCUAUGAUGUGACGCCGGUGGGAAGGUUGAUGAAUCGACUGACUUCGGACAUCGGUACCAUUGACGGUGGAAUUGCGGAACUUUUCAUGGUUGUGAUCUGGUACGCUGUCGCCUGGGUCUCCUCCAUGAUUGUUAUUGCCAGCAUCACACCGACAUUUCUGUUGUUCGCCAUUGGGCUGACACUGGCAUUUGUUAUGAUCUUCUUGCGAUUUCUGCCGACCUCACAAAGUUUGCGGCGGCUUGAAAUGGUCUCGCUGACGCCUUUGAUGUCAAAUUUCGGGGCCUUGCUGAACGGUCUGAUGACGGUCAGGGCUUUUAAUGCUCAAACUCAAUUCCAGGAGAAGAACAUCCAGGUCACCGACGCGUUCCAGAAGAUGGAUCACUUUUAUUGGAGUCUGCAAGCUUGGUUAAUGUACCGAUUCGAUACUCUUUCGGCAGUAUCGACCUUCCUCCUCACACUUCUUGCCAUCUUUUCAAACUUGUCGGCUGGCCUCACAGCGUUCGUCCUGAUAUCGGCCAACAAGUUUGUUGAAGCGACUCACGCAAUCUGCAAGUCGUACGGCCAACUCCAACUCAACUUCGUGUCAGUGGAGCGGGUAAUCGAGCUGACUCAUGUUGAACAAGAACCGCCCAGCUCCAUUGAGCCACCUGCGGCAUGGCCCAAGUAUGGAAGUGAUGUUGUGUUUGAGAACGUCACGAUCAGGUAUCAGCCACACCUUGAACCAGCGAUUAAAGAUGUUUCGGUUCGCUUCGAAGGCGGCUCGACAAAUACAAUCACCGGGAGGACUGGGUCCGGCAAGUCCACCUUAGCGCUUGCGUUGUUGGCGACAGUCAUACCAGAGUCCGGUCGCAUCUCGAUCGAUGGUAUUGAUAUUGCGAAAGUCAAUAAGCAGGUAUUGAGGAGCAGGAUAACCUUCUUGGCCCAAGAACCUAUUCUCUUUCCGGGUUCCUUACGCCACAAUCUGGACCCAAUGGUGGAACAUUCUAACUUGGCUUGUGAAAGUGUGCUCUCGAGGGUCUGCGGGAAAUACGGAUGGACAUUGGAAACACAGAUUGAUGACGGCGGGCGCAACUUGAGCCAAGGUCAGAGACAGCUUGUCGGGCUCGCUCGAGCGAUAUUGCGCAGAAGCGCAAUUGUCAUCAUGGACGAAGCGACUGCUAGCAUUGACCUAGAGACGUCAGCAGAGAUACAGCGCGUUCUGAGAGAAGAAUUGAAAGAGAGCACGAUCAUCACCAUCGCCCAUCGCGCAGCUGCGAUGGAAAAUGCCGACUUCUGCGUUUCGCUAGCCGCUGGCCGUGUCCUGCACCAAGGAAAACCCGGUGAAUCUGGAUCUUGA